AAAGAAACAUGAACUUGGUCGGGACUUUCUUGGAAGUUGUCAGGAUGCUUCACUCUUUUCCAUCAGAGCACAACUCGAAACUCAUGAGCCCCAAUAUCUCCAAACGCAAAACGCGUUUCCCCUGCUAGAUAGUCCACGACAUGGAAAUUUCUCUCUUACCUCUCUCUGUCUCUUCGUCUCUGUCUCUCUCUGUGAAGACUCUAUAUAGGACCCCUCCUGAGUUUGGAAUUCAUCCAAAAAUUGCAUGUCCUCAAUCAUGGAACACCCUGCAACUUCAAUCCAAUAUAACCCCAGACUGUCCCUAUCGCGUUCUAUACGCCAUUCCCGACGUCGUCCUACCAACUCUAGGGCCAAUCAAGUAGUUCGCUGUCUGAUCACCUCACUAAUCCUUCUAUUCGUCUUAGCCAGCGCCGCGUGCUUCAUCGCCUGGCUUAUGAUCCAUCCCCACCCUCCUGUAAUCAGAGUCAACUCUCUUGCCGUGUCCGGCUUCAACAUCUCAAGCCCUCAGUUCACCCCCAGAUAUGAUCUUGAACUCGUCAUAACGAACUCGAACAAGAAGAUAGUCUUCUUCAUCGACCACUUUGGCUUGCUCAUUUCCUACAGAGGCAUCCCACUCCUUAGGAGGGUCCGGGAUUCAUCGGACUACGUACAGAUACUAGGCAACCGGAGUUCAGAGGUCGAGUUCAAGUUGGACUCUGAGAAGCUGAACGACCAGAAGAAGAGCAAGGUGCUUAGGGACAUCAAAGGGGAUUGGAGCAGAAGGGUGGUGAGCUUUCAGGUGAAGGUGGAUAUGAGGGUGGAGUUCAGAGCUGGGAGGUGGCUGAGCAGGCAGAGGUUGGUGGAGGCCUCCUGUAAGGAUUUGAGCAUUGAGCUUUUGCCUGCCAAAGAGACAGGGAAGCUCCAUGAUGGAGGGAGAAUCUGCUCUGUUGAUUAACAUUUAAGUGUCCCUCUGAUUUCUUCUCUAAAGGCCCAUCAUGGCAAGUGGUAGUUCAUUGCCUUAAUAUAGCUUGGUCAGCUUGUUUCUUCUUUGUGUCAGAUCGUUAAUAGGAAGGAGCAAUUCGUUUUACGUCUUUGUAAACAAACGAAAAUACAUAAGAUAGUAAUUUGUGACUUCA
Messenger RNA from Syzygium oleosum, 1115 nucleotides. RefSeq lists its product as uncharacterized. The record is from RefSeq and is a predicted model, not a curated record. Lineage: Eukaryota; Viridiplantae; Streptophyta; Magnoliopsida; Myrtales; Myrtaceae. The transcript has a single exon. Bases 245 to 934 code for a protein of 229 amino acids. Gene Ontology annotation, cellular component: plasma membrane.